Messenger RNA from Octopus bimaculoides (California two-spot octopus), 4104 nucleotides. Its product is annotated as catenin beta. Gene Ontology annotation, biological process: cell adhesion. The record is from RefSeq and is a predicted model, not a curated record. NCBI's taxonomy places the organism in Eukaryota, Metazoa, Mollusca, Cephalopoda, Octopoda, Octopodidae. Gene Ontology annotation, molecular function: cadherin binding.
AAGUGGGGGGAGGUAAUGUACAACGCAGCAGCAGCAGCCCUAACAACAACAAUAAGAGUUUUUAUCAACGCCAUCUUGGUAUUUUCUAUUGGAAUCUGCAUUUGAAGCAGACAGAAAGUCUCCGGUUUCUUUUGGAUUUCGUACAGGGUAUCCAGGAAUUUAUUGCUUUUUUUUUUGUUUACAUAUCUAAAUUCCGCUCUCUUCAACCUUUCUCCCGCCCGUUGAGGAGAACGUCUGCUUGAGUGUCUUUUUCGAACCACUGGUGUAUUUCAAAGAUGAGUUCUUACCAGAUGACAGGGACCACAACCACUAGGACAGUGAGCCACAGUGGUAGUGGCAAUAGCUACAUGGACUUGUCCAAUAUGCCGAUGGAAAACAAACAACAGCAGACAAUGAUGUGGCAACAAAAUCAGUACCUUACUGAUUCUGGCAUCCAUUCAGGUGCCACAACACAGGCCCCCUCCAUCAGCAGCAAAGGCCAUGGAGAGGAAAUGGAAGAAGAGAACAUGGAUAAUAACCGAAUGAUGUUUGAUUGGGAUCAAGGAUUUAACCAAGGUUUUACUCAGGAACAAGUUGAUGAGAUGAACCAACAACUGAAUCAGACCAGAUCACAAAGAGUGAGAGCUGCUAUGUUUCCAGAAACUCUAGAGGAAGGCAUACAAAUCCCUUCAACUCAGAUCCACCCUGAUCAACCAACAGCUGUGCAAAGAUUGGCUGAACCGUCACAGAUGUUGAAGCAUGCAGUUGCUAAUCUCAUUAACUAUCAGAAUGAUGCUGACCUGGCCACUUUUGCUGUUCCUGAGCUGAUUAAGUUGUUGAACGAUGAGGACCAAGUGGUCGUUGCUCGCGCCGCUGUCAUUGUACACCACUUAACCAGAAAUGAUGCUAGCCGGCAUGUUAUCCUUAAUUCUCCACAAAUGGUUGCGGCUCUUGUACGAGCCAUGAAUAAUACAAAUGAUUUUGAAACCACUCGUUAUGGAGCUGCAGUUCUCCAUAGCCUCUCACAACAUAGACAGGGACUUCUGGCUAUAUUUAAAUCUGGAGGUAUUCCAGCUCUUGUAAAAUUACUCAGCUCCCCAGUGGAAACUGUAUUGUUUUAUGCAAUCACCACACUACAUAAUCUGCUGCUUCAUCAAGAAGGUUCCAAGAUGGCUGUACGAUUGGCUGGGGGGUUACAGAAAAUGGUGGCUCUGCUGCAAAGAAAUAACGUAAAAUUUCUUGCUAUUACCACAGACUGUCUGCAAAUUUUGGCUUAUGGAAAUCAAGAGAGUAAAUUGAUUAUAUUGGCCAGUGGUGGUCCUGUUGAACUAGUUCGUAUUAUGAGGUCAUACACAUAUGAAAAACUGCUGUGGACUACUUCCAGAGUACUUAAAGUUUUAUCCGUUUGUUCCAGCAAUAAACCUGGAAUAGUUGAAGCGGGAGGAAUGUCCGCUUUGGCUGAUAAUUUAGCACAUGAAAGCCCUCGUGUUGUCCAUAACUGCCUCUGGACCCUGAGAAAUUUAUCAGAUGCUGCUACGCGUGUGGAAGGAAUGGAAGGUUUAUUACAAAUGCUCGUCCAGCUGUUAUCAUCAAAUGAUUUCAAUGUGGUCUCCUGUGCAGCUGGUAUUCUAUCGAAUCUUACUUGCAAUAAUCAACGCAACAAAGUUACUGUGUGUCAGGUUGGUGGGAUUGAAGCACUUGUCCGUACCAUAAUGCAGGCUGGGGAUAAAGAAGAUAUUACUGAACCUGCGGUGUGUGCUCUACGUCACUUGACCAGUAGACACCCCGAGGCUGAGAUGGCACAGAAUGCUGUCCGCCUGCACUAUGGCCUCCCUGUUCUAGUCAAAUUACUUCACCCACCAAGCCGUUGGCCACUUAUCAAAGCUGUGGUAGGACUGAUUCGCAACCUUGCUUUAUGCCCUGCUAACCACGCACCCCUUAGAGAACAUGGAGCCCUUCCCAGAAUUGCCCAACUUAUGAUCAGAGCACAUCAGGAUACCCAAAGGAGAGCUUCUAUCAGCUCAAAUGGCCAAAGUUCCAAUUAUGUUGAUGGUGUUAGAAUGGAGGAAAUUGUUGAAGGUACCGUGGGCGCACUUCACAUACUUGCCAGAGAAGCACAUAACAGAGCCGUUAUUCGCAGCUUGAAUUGUAUUCCACUGUUUGUACAGUUACUCUAUUCCCAGAUUGAAAAUAUACAACGGGUUGCUGCUGGUGUCCUUUGUGAAUUGGCUGCUGACAAAGAGGGAGCCGAAAUGAUAGAACAAGAAGGUGCGACAGCGCCUCUCACCGAGCUUUUACACUCCAGGAAUGAAGGAGUUGCCACAUAUGCUGCUGCUGUUCUUUUCCGAAUGUCUGAAGAUAAACCACAUGAUUUCAGGAAACGUUUGUCUGUGGAACUAACCAGUUCCUUAUUCAGAGGAGACCAAAAUAUUCCAUGGACAGAACCACCUGGUUUUGCAGACGUGGGCAGCAAUUUGCUACCCCCUCCUGCUGAGGACACUUUCAGAGAUCAGAUAUAUGUCCCUCCACAGCACCAUGGAAGCCAAGGUAGCAUGCAGAGUGGUUACCAAAGUGACAUGACUAGAGGAGGUGGGACAGGCAGUGGCGGGGGAGGUAAUGCUGGUGGGGGAGCAGCAUAUGAUCAGGUGCCUGUGGAUUCUAUGCAAGGCCUAGAAAUCGGCAGCCACCAGAGCAGUGGCUAUGGACCAAUGGAUAACCUACAAGAUCUUGGACCGCCUCCCGCUGAGGACUUAAAUUUUGAAAACCUAGAUACUGGCCUACCUGCCCACACAGGAGACAACAACCAGGGCAUGGCCUGGUAUGACACUGACCUAUAAACUAAUAAUAUUAAGACCUUUGUACAUCAAGAUACUGGACGAAACUACUGAUAAACCACAUGAUCCAUUAUUUUACAGUACCAUGUCUUGAAAGAGAAAAAAAAAACACAAAAUAACCAAAAAAAAAAAAACAAGUGUCCACAAUGCAUAUCACUCAGUUGAUCUUUACCAUUUCAAUGGAAACUUCAUUCUUUUUCUCCAUUUCACCACACCACCACCACCACCACCACCACCACCACUACCACUACUGAUUUACUUUGGACCAUAGUGCAGAAGCCAUUCCAACCUCCAGCCUCUUCUUCAUAGAGUUAUGGCUUAUUAGCCAUUAGGGACUGGGAUCUGCAAAUGCAUCCUUGUUUUUUGUUUUGUUUUUUUUUUUUCUGUUUUUUUUUUCUUUCUUUCUUUCUGCCAUGUCACCUCUCUGCAUUAUUUUGGCCUUCGUCCCUCCUUUGGCUGACUAUUUCUCCCUAAAUAUCAAACCAGCUGCUGCACACAACUGUGCGCCUAUUUUUGUCUGUGUGUGUAUGUAUAUAUAUAUAUAUACAAACUUUUUUUUUAUAUUAUUUUUAUUUCUUUAUUAUUUACAGUUACUAUUACCAGACUCUCAUUACUAACAACAUAACUGUUUCUCUCAACCACCUUCCCCACCCCACCCUCACUCUCCCAUCCACAACUUUACACUGGAUUAUAAUCGUUCAUUUUCAUUUCACUAAUCUUCCAAAUCCCUUUCCCCCUCCUCCAUUUUCCCCCUUCUCUCUUUUUUCAUUCAUUGAAACCCUUUUUUUUUCUUUUGCAUAUUUUUGGCUUUUAAAUUUUUGUUGUUGUUUCUCCCUUACUAUCCCUUCAACACAUCUCUCUCUCUAUCUAUCUAUCUAUCUGUCUGUCUAUCUCCCCUAUAUUGCUUCACUCUUUCUUCUGUCUGUUGCUUUAUUCUCCCUCUUGUCUAAAUCUCUACUCUUUUUAUCUAUCUAUCUAUCUAUCCAUCUAUCUCUCUCUUAUAAUGCUUUAUGUAUUCUUUAUUACUUGUCUUUUCCUUUACCAUCCCAUUUAAUAGUUAUAGCAGCUCAUAGAGCAGAUAAUACAACCAUAUGGAUGCCUCUGCUGCUUUGGAUGUUACACCUUAGUUAAUAGUAGUCACUCUAGCUGUGCUUUAGUGAACUAUUUCUCUCCUGUGCUUUAGUGUAGUUUCACGGUGGACAAAUAUGUCCACCAUGCAAUAUUGCUGUAUUCAUGCUCACUAGGAAUAUCUGUAUGCAUGUCUUUAUAAAUAAACUGGGUUUUUUUUUUC